This is a messenger RNA of Ilyonectria robusta, 2253 nucleotides long. Its product is annotated as P-loop containing nucleoside triphosphate hydrolase protein. Gene Ontology annotation, molecular function: ATP binding; ATP hydrolysis activity. Lineage: Eukaryota; Fungi; Ascomycota; Sordariomycetes; Hypocreales; Nectriaceae. The record is from RefSeq and is a predicted model, not a curated record. The transcript is spliced from 3 exons. Bases 1 to 2253 code for a protein of 750 amino acids.
AUGGAGGCUGAUAUCAGAGCUGUCCUGCCCAACAUCGACCCCGUGGUCUCCGAGUACUCCGUGGGCUACCUGACCCAUGCUUCUACUACAUGGUCGGAUGAGGAGGACCCCUCUGGUCCUUCUCCUCUGAACGAGGCUGCUGCUACCGUCACUGACCUGCUCCUGUCCGCAUCAGGCGAGGUGAAUGCCAACGUGGAGGAGAAGAUCAAGCAACUCGUCGAGAAAUGGGUGGACAAGUACACCGCUGCCAACGGUGCCCAGAGGACUGGGCCUUCGAUCGUGAGGCGUCUUGAUCAGACUAUCCAGGUUAGUUCGCAGCGGAACAUGUCGUCGACGUUGGCGGUAGCGACGGGCGGUGUCGACUUGGAAUCGGCGAAUGUGAGAAAGGUUGAAUCCAAGGUCGACCGCAAGAAGCUUGAGAAGGCCGAGAGAAAGAUUGCGGCCAAGCAACAAAAGAAGACGUUCAAGACCGUCGAGUACGAGGCGUCGAGACUACUCGAGCUGCCCGAGUCUACGCAGUCUUACGAGGAGUUCUACAUGGCCGUCAACCCGCUUCAACUGGGUUCUGGCGCCGGAACCAAGACCAAAGACGUCAAACUCGACAGCAUCGAUGUUUCUAUUGGUGGAAACCGCAUUCUUACAGACACCAACCUCACGCUCGCUUACGGCCACCGUUAUGGUCUGGUUGGUAACAACGGUGUUGGUAAAUCCACGCUGCUCCGAGCCCUCUCCAAGAGAGAAGUCGCCAUUCCCACCCACAUUUCUAUUCUUCACGUCGAGCAGGAGAUUACUGGCGAUGAUACACCAGCUAUCCAAGCUGUGCUUGACGCAGACGUGUGGCGCAAGGUUCUUCUCAGGGACCAAGAUCAAAUCAUGGCACGUUUGGCAGAGCUGGAAGCCCAGCGAGUUGGCCUGGCCGAUACUUCAGCAGAUGCGGCUAGGAUUGAUCGCGAGAGGGAGACCCAAGAUAACAAGCUUGGAGAUAUCCAAGGAAAGCUGGCCGAGAUGGAGUCCGACAAGGCUGAGCCCAGAGCGGCCAGUAUUCUUGCUGGUCUUGGAUUCUCUCCCGAGCGACAGCAAUUUGCCACCAAGACGUUCUCCGGUGGUUGGAGAAUGCGUCUGGCACUGGCACGAGCCCUCUUCUGUGAACCUGACUUGUUGCUUCUGGACGAACCGUCGAACAUGUUGGAUGUUCCCUCAAUUGCUUUCCUUUCCGACUAUCUACAAGGCUACCCCAGCACUGUCCUGGUCGUCUCUCACGACAGAGCGUUCCUCAACGAGGUCGCUACCGACAUCAUCCAUCAGCACUCACAGCGCCUCGACUACUACCGCGGAGCCAACUUCGACUCCUUCUACGGCACCCGAGAGGAGCGAAAGAAGGUGGCCAAGCGAGAGUACGAGAACCAAAUGGUUCAGCGUGCCCAUCUGCAGGCCUUCAUCGACAAGUUCCGCUACAACGCGGCCAAGUCCUCGGAAGCCCAGUCCCGUAUCAAGAAGUUGGAAAAGAUGCCCGUCCUGGAAGCCCCAGAGGCUGAGUACAGCGUCAAGUUCACUUUCCCCGAGGUGGAGAAGUUGUCGCCUCCUAUUGUCCAGAUGUCCGGCGUUACCUUUGGAUACAGCAAGGACAAAAUCCUUUUGCGAAAUGUCGACUUGGAUGUCCAGCUGGACUCCCGUAUUGGUAUCGUGGGACCCAACGGUGCUGGUAAGACGACGAUUCUCAAGCUGCUCAUUGGCAAGCUGGAGGCUUCCACUGGUCUGAUCUCGCAACAUCCUCGUCUCCGCAUCGGCUUCUUUGCACAGCAUCACGUCGACGCCCUGGACUUGAAUACGAGCGCCGUGAGCUUCAUGGCCAAGAACUACCCCGGCCGCACAGACGAGGAGUACCGACGACGACUCGGCGCCUUUGGUAUCACGGGCACAACGGGUCUGCAGAAGAUGGAACUCCUGUCUGGAGGUCAAAAGUCGCGUGUGGCGUUUGCCUGCCUGGCACUGACGAACCCUCACAUCCUGGUGCUGGACGAGCCUUCCAACCAUUUGGAUAUCGAGGCCAUGGAUGCGCUGGCGGAGGCGCUGAACGAGUUCCAGGGUGGCGUGCUGAUGGUUUCCCACGAUGUGACAAUGCUGCAGUCGGUGUGUAAGUCACUGUGGGUGUGUGAUGGCGGAACGGUAGAGAAGUUCCCUGGCGACGUGCAGCAGUACAAGAAGAGGAUUGCUGCCCAGGCCAACGCGGCCGGUGUCGUCAAGGCUCACUGA